GUUUCCGGGACUCGGUACUCACGUCCCGGGUAAUCAAUGCACCGGUUUUGAUGCAGUUCUUGUGUUUGCGAGACUUGGCGAUAGGCAACAGUGGUCACUCAGUUUCAGCUAUUGGUUCUACCAGCGCCACUGAUCGCCGGUUGCUUGAGCUGACUUGGACGACGAAUCCGAUCAAUACGAAAGCGCCUUGAGGCUUGGCAUUCAUUCACAAUAUCAGGCGAUGUUGCAAGAUAAAAGGACAGCAUUGUCCUGUGAACAAUUGGCAUCACCUCUUCACUACAUACUCAACACAAGCUUGUUGUCUACCAGUCCACCAACGCCAUCAACUUAAUUUCUGCCAGCCACCAUCAUGCCUCGCUACAUGCUCCUCAUCAAAGCCUCACCCGAGGCCGAAAACCCCGAUGCAACCACCCCCGAGAUUUUCGAGGAAAUGACCACCUUCAACGAGCAGCUCCACGCUGCUGGCGUCCUCCUCAGUGGUGAGGGCCUCCGUCCAACCGACGUUGACAGCUAUCGCAUCACCUACUCCUCGGAUGGCCCUGCACAAGCCACCAAGGGGCCUUUUGACGUUGAAAAGGAAGCCCAUGUUUGUGGUUGGUGGAUCUUGAAGACUAAGGAUGUUGAGGAAGCUUUGGGUUGGGCCAAGAAGAUUCCAUUCAAGGAGGGAGAGGUUGUGGUCAGGCGGAUUGCCGAGAUGGAGGACUUUGGGGAUACCGUGUCUGAAGAUGUCAAGGAAAGGGAAAAGAAGUUGAUGGCCGAGAUUGAGAAGCGCAUCUAAAAGAGCAUCAAGUUUCCUCCUAUUGCUACCUACUGAGAUCAGGGAGGACCUAAACUUGUCACUUGUACCGACACCAAAGUUUGGUGAGAAUCUCAAAGAGCGGGGACUGAAGAAGGAUGUUCUGAUCAUCGUGACUAAGUUUUACACCUGAGGCCCGAAUCCUAACCUUUUCCUUACUC
This is a messenger RNA of Fusarium vanettenii 77-13-4, 957 nucleotides long. RefSeq lists its product as uncharacterized. The transcript has a single exon. The record is from RefSeq and is a predicted model, not a curated record. NCBI's taxonomy places the organism in Eukaryota, Fungi, Ascomycota, Sordariomycetes, Hypocreales, Nectriaceae. Bases 350 to 778 code for a protein of 142 amino acids.